CAUUUAGUAUACGGCGGACGGCCGCUAACCAAACGCGCGUCUCACACUAUCGCUUAAUAAUGUCACACAUCUGAAUAUAAAAAAGAAGUAUUUCAAUAGCAAAAUGAUCGUGAUUUUACUUGUGUUUGCUGUUGUUGCAUUUUAUUUGUAUGCGACCCGCAACUACGAUUAUUGGAACAAGAGGAACGUUAAACAUGACCCACCAGUACCACCGUUCGGAACCCAUUUUCGAAAUGCAUUCGCUUUUAAGAGCAUCACUGAUAUAUCGCAAGAAUUGUACAAUAAGUAUCCAAAUGAAAAGGUCGUCGGCUACUAUAGAUGGAGUACGCCAGAACUCAUCAUUAAGGAUCCUGAUGUUGUAAGAAGGAUCAUGAGUACUGACUUUAAUCAUUUUUACUUCCGAGGUAUGGCUAGGAAUCCCAAGGUUGACAGAGUACUUUUAAACCCAUUCCACGCAGAUGGAGACAACUGGAGGCUGCUACGGCAACGACUGACGCCGGCGUUCACGACUGCCAAGCUGAAGAAUAUGUUCCCGCUGAUUGUCAAGUGUGCAGAAAAACUACACUCUUUAGGUGAUGAUAUUGUCUCCCGUGGCGGCGACUGCGACAUCCGCGAGAUGAUGGCCAGGUUCACCACAGAAUUCAUCGGGGCAUGCGGUUUUGGUGUAGAGAUGGACACCAUUAACAACGAAAAAUCCCUCUUCAGAGAGUUUGGGAAAUUAAUUUUCAGCAGAACCGCAUUCGAUAUUACGAGAUUCGCUGUUUGGGAAGCUGUACCGCUGGUAAGAGGGUUCUUACCUGUUAUAAAUCCCAAAAUCGAAGAGAUAGCUACAGAAAUCGUCAAAAACGUACGGGAACAAAGGAAUGGGAAACCAUCUGGUAGAAAUGAUUUCAUUGAUCUUCUUUUAGAGUUGGAGUCUAAAGGAAAGUUUACAGCAGAGUCUAUUGAAAAGACAAAUCCUGACGGAUCUCCGGUCAUAGUCGACAUGGAGAUGACCAUGGCUUGCAUGGCGGCUCAAGUAUUCAUAUUUUUCGCAGCCGGAUUCGAGACGUCGUCAUCAGCCACUAGUUUCACUUUACACGAACUAGCUUUCAAUCCUGAAAUACAAGAAAGAAUCCAAGAAGAAAUAGAUGAAGUCUUAUCCGAAUACAAUAAUAAAUUAUGUUACGAGGCUGUAGCGAAAUUGUCUUUGUUAGAUAUGGCUUUCAAAGAGGCAAUGAGGAUGUUCCCUUCUCUUGGUAUUGUAACAAGGGAAUGCACUAGACCUUGUACUAUACCUGAACUGGGUAUUUCCAUCGAUCCUGGUGUUAAAAUUGUAAUUCCAAUCCAAGCCAUUCAAAACGAUGAGAAGUACUUUGAUAACCCAACUGAGUUCAGACCAGAAAGGUUUACACCUGAAGAAGUGAAAAACCGGCAGCCUUUUACGUACAUGCCUUUCGGGGAUGGACCUAGGAUGUGCAUUGGAGCCAGGCUGGGUCAAAUGCAGUCUUUGGCGGGAUUAGCAGCGGUUCUGCAGCGGUUCACAGUGGAACCAAACAAGGACACCAGGAGGAAACCACAGGUCAACCCCCGGUCGAAUGUAGUGCAAGGAUUAGUUGGAGGAUUGCCGCUCAAACUCACGCUGAGAAAGAACAAGACCGCUUCGAAAUGAUGACUAGGCAGACAUUCGUUUUCACACUAUAUGUCUAACAUACUCAUAACCAUAACCAAAUUUUCUUUCUUUUUUUCAUAAAUCUGUUGACAAAGACGUUUAAAGCGAAAAUUAAAUUGUAUACGUACUAAUUGACCGAUCAAAUAGCACUUUUACCUGAUGACAAUUUUAUAUAAGGCUUUUUUUAUUCUAUGAUAUAUUAAUAUAUAUUAUUAUACAUAUUACAUAUUAUUUAUAUUUAUAAUACGAGUAUCUAUUACAAAUAUUACAUAGGAUAAAAAACAAAUUAAAGUUUUGAAAAUUAGCUGAUAAGGUUGCAUACACAUACAUAAAAUGUGUAUAUUCCGCGGAGGGGAAACAAAUAGGUACUUAUAUGGAAAAAAGUAGUAAUUAUUUACGUUUCUGAUAAAUUUUAGCUUAUUCAUCCUUCAGGUGGACAGAUAUUAUUUAAAACAAUAGAAUGAUAAUGAUUCAUAUCACUAUCAUGAUUUUUGAAAAUGAAGAAAAAACUGUAUGAGCAUGUAUAUAUAUACAUAUAUAUGAUAUCUACGAGUAUUGAGUCAUGAAAAUAUUUACAUUAUUGAGUAUAUUAUAUAGAUAAAGAAAAGGGUAUAUCUAUAUUAACAACAAGGUCUUCAAUUAAAUAUUUAAACCAUCCAUCCUUAUAGUCAUGCAUAUAUACGUUGCGGGGUAAACAGAGUCAGCAGUCUUGAAAAGACUGAAAGGCCACGUUCAGCUGUGUACCAUGAUGAUGGAAUUAAGUUUCAAACAGUGACAGGUUGCUAGCCAAUCACCUAUAAGAAGAAUCCAAAGUUUGUGACCUUUUACCUUAGUCGCCUUUUACGACAUCCAUGGAAAGGUACGGAGUGAUCCUAUUCUUAAGUGCCGGAAACCACAAGGCAUGAAAUAUUUAAAAAAGCGGCAAUUAACUGCACUGCAGCAUUUUCUUUAAUAACGACAACUUCACAAUUAUUCAAACUUAGAAUAGAAAUGUGAACGAUAGAACAUAUUGUUAUGAUAAAUUGAUAUUUAAAUAAUAAGUAAUUUUAUUUUAAAUGGAAUGUCAAAUUUAAAUAAAUUUGUGUACAGAGUA
This is a messenger RNA of Amyelois transitella, 2744 nucleotides long. It is a transcript of the gene CYP6AN2, whose product is annotated as cytochrome P450 6B7. The transcript has 2 exons. NCBI's taxonomy places the organism in Eukaryota, Metazoa, Arthropoda, Insecta, Lepidoptera, Pyralidae. The record is from RefSeq and is a predicted model, not a curated record. Gene Ontology annotation, molecular function: oxidoreductase activity, acting on paired donors, with incorporation or reduction of molecular oxygen; monooxygenase activity; iron ion binding. The coding region runs from base 104 to 1651 and encodes 515 amino acids.